This is a messenger RNA of Daphnia pulicaria, 5582 nucleotides long. RefSeq names its product guanylate cyclase 32E-like. NCBI's taxonomy places the organism in Eukaryota, Metazoa, Arthropoda, Branchiopoda, Diplostraca, Daphniidae. The coding region runs from base 1144 to 4947 and encodes 1267 amino acids. The transcript has 22 exons. The record is from RefSeq and is a predicted model, not a curated record. Gene Ontology annotation, biological process: cGMP biosynthetic process; receptor guanylyl cyclase signaling pathway; protein phosphorylation. Gene Ontology annotation, molecular function: peptide receptor activity; ATP binding; guanylate cyclase activity. Gene Ontology annotation, cellular component: membrane.
CCUCCGCUUGGCCGGAGCCUCAAUAUGAACGUCCCAGGCUUCAUCCAGCCCUACCAUCCCUCCCCCAGUUGAGAAAAACGUCAUCACACCUAUAAAAGAGCGCCACAUUCAAACCUAGAUGAGAUUUGAUAAUCUCUUGUGCGCCAGUGAAAAAAAAAAUGUGUUUGUGUAGGCGGUGGUGGCUUUAUAGUGUCGGCUUAGUCAAAUCUUUUGACACCCAAUGACGUGGCAUUUGAGAGAAUCCAGCGGAGCAACGACAAGUUCAUCAGGCAAAGUGGUGGCCCGUUUAAUUGGGUGGCGGUGUGUAUUAUUAAAAGAGUUCGCCCUACUACAAGGACGGGAGCGAAAAAUCUGGAAUAAUGAGUUGCUGGUAUUUAUAAGUAACAGUCUAAUAUAGUAGAGCUCCUUCUUUUUGUGCCGCAUUCAUUGUAAUGUUUCAAGUCUGAAUCGUUGGUUACACACACAGCUGGGAUCGACGCAGUGGCGAUUAGGUCGGUCCCUCUCUCUAUUUUACCAUGUUCUUAUUGGCGACGUCGUACGAUUGCGCCCAGAGAAAAAUGAAUUGCCGAGAGUUGACUCACUCCAGUCUCAACCUCUUUACUAAAAUUGGUCGUUAGAUUCUUUUUCUUAUAUUUUUGAUUUGGUCGCCUUCCGCCUCCCGUUGUACUAUAUAAACCAACUUGUCAACUGGCGCUGGGUGGUUGUGUGUGACUGUGACCCACUUGACGACGUUCCUUGCAACAGCCGACGACAACUGGAGCGGCGGCGGCCCACGUCGAUCACGCUCCCUUUUGCCAUUAUUAAGGACUCGGCAGCUGCGUCCCACAGCCGCCAAUCAGGCUUUUCCUGUUUUCAGACUCGUUGGAGGCAUUGGUCUUGUUGGGUCGUUUUGUAACUAAAGUAUUAUCGGCCACUCGAACCCAAUACGUGUAACCAUCAUUGGAACAAUUAUCGUUGAAAUCGGAUCAACUGUCUCGUGGAAACAUUGUGUCGUUCAAACAGACCUCCCGAAAAUAGUGUGAUAGACUCUGCGUCGUCUGCGUAACCAAGGAAACGACGUUCAAGCCAAUUACAAAAAAAAGUGCAAUUUUCUAGUCAAUAAAAGAAAACGGAAUAACACAAAAACUAAAAAAAACUAAAAAAAUGAGGUCCUCUACAAACUGGUUGUUGGUGAAUAUUUUAUUCGCCUGGUUUACCUGGCAACAAAGCAACGCCGACAAGUUCACUCUGGGAUACAUCACCGGAUCAACCCGUAGACAGUGGGACAAGGAAUACUCUAGACCUGGGCUCUCCAUUUCAGGCGCCAUAUCGUUGGCCAUUGAAGAUGUCACCAGACACAGGAUUCUACCCGGCGACCACACCUUGGAUAUGGUCGUGGCAGAGACAUAUGGCGAGGAAGAAGAGUCUCUACUGCAAACGGCCAAACUCUGGACACUCAACGUGUCGGCCUACAUCGGACCGCAAGAGUCGUGCGUGCACGAGGCUCGAAUGGCCGCCGCUUUCCGCCUUCCCAUGAUUUCCUACUUUUGCACGCACGAUGAAACUUCCAACAAGGAACUUUUCCCGACGUUCGCCCGCACUCGGCCACCAGACACGCAAAUCUCCAAGUCGGUCGCCUCCGUCCUGAAAGCCUUCCAUUGGCACAAAGUCGCGUUUUUCCAUAAGAGCACGGACGACUCGGAGUACGCCAAAAUCGCGCAGACGAUAAUGACGACCCUGUCAGCCGAGAAAAUCGAAGUGAAAUUCCGCCGCUCGUGGAAAGUGUAUCAUCACGGCUGGGACGACUGGGUGAACCCGUUUGAGAAAAUGGUCAACGAAACCUACCAAGACAUCCGCAUUUACGUGGUUCUCGGCCCGUAUCAUGAACACAUCGGACUUUUGACGGCCAUGGAGGACAGGCAUCUCUUCGAUCGAGGAGAAUAUUUCGUCCUGGGCGUCGACUUGGAUCGUUACGACGCCGACAAUCCCAGCAAGUAUUUGCGCGGUUCGCUCAAAGAUGAUCUCGACCAGAAAGCCAUUAAAGCGUUUGAGAAUUACGUCGGAGUCGUCGGUUCCCCGUCGGGCGCCGAUUUCGACAAUUUCACCCAAAUGGUCAACGAUUACCUGGAACGGCCGCCCUUCAAUUUCUUCAAUCCUCUUACCUCCUACGGCGUCGGCAAACGAAUCCGGUCCGAGGCCGCCUACCUUUACGACGCUGUUCUCCUCUACGCUCACGCCCUCCGCGAGGUCCUACUGGUGGGCGGCAAUCCUUACGACGGUCUGGCCAUCAUGGAGCGCAUUCGUGGGCGGACCUACAUGAGUGCCAUGGGGUACGUCGUUUACAUGGAUUCUAACGGUGACACACAGGGGAAUUACACACUGAUUGGACGCCAGCCCUACGAGACUACUAACCACGAAGAUGGACUCUAUCCAGUGGGCGUCUUCCACAUUCCACGAAAUCACAGCACAAUCCCGGAACUGCAUUUGGUGGCUGAAAUCAUGUGGAGAACGGGCAAGAUUCCAAUCGACGAGCCGCCGUGUGGAUUCCGUGGCGAGCUCUGCAUCUCUAAUACAGAAGAGAUUGCUUCUGGAAUUGCCGGUGGGGUCGCCGUCGUCUUUAUCAUCGUGGGACUUAUCAUUUACCGUAAUUGGCGCUACGAACAAGAACUGGAUUCAUUCUUAUGGAAGAUCGACUACAAAGACAUCCAGAUACCAGACCUUCCGCCUCUUUCAUCUGGCCAGGGCAAAGCUUCCCGCAGUCUGCAUCCGCUUCUGAGAACGAGCCAGGUGUCUCUCAGCUCUAAUCCGGAAACGGACUUUCGAUAUUCGGCCAUUUACGGCACGAUUGGAGUCUACAAGGGCCGGAUCUUUGCCAUCAAAAUGGUCAACAAGAAAUCCAUCGACAUGACACGAUCCAUGAAAAAGGAACUCAAAUGGAUGAGAGAUUUGCGACACGACAAUCUAAGCGCCUUCUUCGGCGCCAGCGUCGAUCCGCCGAAUAUUUGCAUCGUGACUGAAUACUGCACACGGGGCAGUCUGAAGGAUGUGCUGGAGAACGACGACGUCAAAUUAGAUAACAUGUUCAUCGCUUCUCUCGUGGGCGAUAUAGUGCGGGGGAUGAUUUAUCUGCACGACUCGCCCGUCAAGUCUCACGGUAAUUUGAAAGCCUCUAACUGUUUGAUUGACAGUCGCUGGGUUCUCAAAGUGGCUGAUUUCGGCCUGCACGAAUUCAAGUCCGGAGCCGAGCGCAUCAGCAACAACGUUGACGACGACUACUGCGACGACUAUAUGCACGGUUUGCUUUACAGGUCACCAGAGUUGCUCCGCUUGGCCGAUCCACCUCUGCAAGGGACCCAGAAAGGAGAUAUUUACAGUUUCGGGAUUCUUUUGUACGCCAUUCACGGACGACAGGGGCCUUUCGGUUUCACUCCGCUUAGCACAAGUGACAUUCUCAAGAAGGUGACCGAACACGCACCUCCACUGCCGCCCUUCAGGCCGCAAAUGGAAGCGCUGGAAAACUGCCUCGACUGCGUUUGUACCGUCAUGGUCGAGUGCUGGCGGGAGCAGCCGGAGGAGCGACCCGAUUUCAAGACUAUCCGCUCCAAAUUGCGACCAAUGCGCAAAGGCUUGAAGCCCAACAUCUUUGACAACAUGAACUACUUACUGGAGAAAUAUACCAACAAUCUUGAAGCGUUGGUCGACGAGCGGACCGAACAACUGCUCGAGGAGAAGAAGAAAACCGAGGCACUUUUGUAUGAAAUGUUGCCGCGCUACGUGGCCGAAAAGCUCAAAUGCGGACACAAAGUGGAGGCGGAAUCGUUCGACUCGGUAACCAUUUACUUUAGUGAUAUUGUCGGAUUCACGGAAAUGUCGGCGCAGUCGAGUCCACUACAGGUGGUGGAUUUCCUGAACGAUCUCUAUACGUGCUUCGACUCGAUCAUUGGAAAUUACGACGUGUACAAAGUGGAGACCAUUGGGGACGCCUACAUGGUCGUGAGUGGCCUUCCGAUCCGCAAUAAAGACCAGCACGCUGGAGAAAUCGCCUCCAUGUCGCUCUCUCUGCUGCGCGCCGUCGUCAAAUUCAAAAUACGACACCGACCACAUCAGACGCUCAUGUUGCGCAUUGGCAUCCAUUCCGGCCCGGUAUGCGCCGGAGUUGUGGGACUGAAAAUGCCUCGCUAUUGCCUCUUUGGUGACACGGUCAAUACAUCUUCGAGAAUGGAGUCGACUGGAUUGCCUUUGAAGAUUCACUGCUCGACGGCCUGUAAGCAACUGCUGGACCGUCUAGGCGGCUACAUCCUGGAAGAGAGGGGAGAGAUCAAGAUCAAAGGCAAGGGUGAUAUGGUUACCUAUUGGCUAGUGGGUGAAGAGACUGGGAGUCAAAUUCGCCAGCGCGGCCGGCCUAAUGGCCCUUGGCCCAACCGACCCAAGAGUUCCCUGCGGAACCACAAAUUGCCCCGCAACCGACACAAUCGAGAAGAUUUAGCUUCUAGCCUCGACUCGCCAAAGAAGUUGAGGUUCGCCUCGGACUCGCCGGCCGCAGGUCCGUCAACGGUGGACAUGGAGAUCAUGGACGAGACGGUCCCAUUCGUCGUCACGAGCAAACGCAAUUCCUGCCCGAACUUGAAGGUGAACGCUCAGGUGGGCGGAUUCACGCUGAUGCAGCCGAGUUUCAGCCGAUCGUUCGAGCGAAAACUUUGCUAUCAACCUCAUCGCCUGAGUACUACUUCCCUGGUUGAGGCCAUUACGUUGAGUUCCAGCCAUAACGGCAGCCACAGGACGCCCAACGGGAAAUCGCAACUCCACUUUCCCUUGUCAUCGCCCAAUUCGUCGAGGAUUCGCGGAGAAAAUCCCAAGAUCGAGCUCAGCCCCCCAGAAGAAUCGAUGAACGAUUGCUGGCCUCUGCUCGAUCCCCAUUACACGGGCAACGAGCACGGACUAAGGGACGACAGGGAGACGAGCGUCUGAGUCAACAUGCAGAUUCAGUGUCCAUCGUUAUUUAUUUAUUUAUUUAUCCAAGCAACAGCAACAAAAUUUUGUUUUCUUAACUUUCCCAUUAUUGGACUCGCUCCCAGUUGUUCAUCAAUGACGCGAGGAUCGUCCUAUAGCCACCUAGCGGCCAACGGACUCAACCCCCGUUGCAAGUUGCAACCGGCCAAUCUGUCAAUGAGAAAAGCCUGAAAACUGCGUAAACGAGAACUGAAACCGAACGUUUAUCGACUGCACUUUGAGUGAUGAUUUUCAAAGGGAAUCUAUUUUAAAAACAACCUGCCGAGUGGUUACAACCACUGCUUGCCGCUACGUGAAUUGGCAAACAGUUGGCGUCAUUGCGGGCUGGAUUUGACGACCGACAUUGAACGCAGAAGAAUUUGUGAAAAAAAGGAAAAUAAAACGAGGCUAACCAACGAAAAGGGAUGCAAGAGUAUGACAAGAUGAACGAGGUGAAACGGACUGAAUGGAUGAAGUGGGUUGAUUUCGGUGCAUGAAUAAACGAAGCGAACGGGAAGAGAUAACGAGAUAGUUCUGCGCUCCACGCGUGAAACACCCAUCGAUGCAGUAGCCAAGGCCCCGCCCUGGAAUAUAUAUCGAAAGGAAGGAAAGAA